Messenger RNA from Prunus armeniaca (apricot), 1011 nucleotides. The record is from the annotation of a GenBank genome assembly. NCBI's taxonomy places the organism in Eukaryota, Viridiplantae, Streptophyta, Magnoliopsida, Rosales, Rosaceae.
AUGGCAUUGUCAACUCAUCUCCUAUUACACAUCAAACCUCCUCCAGUUCCUUCCCUAUUAAAAUCCCACCGCUCCUCCUCCUCCAUUCUCCCCAGAAAUUUCCUAAUUCCAAGCCCUUGCCACAGGAAACCCAUCAUGGAGAUCAUGAUGAAGCCUCAAGCAGCCAGUGUGCAGAGUGCAGUAUCAGAGGUAAUGAACCUGAUCCAAUCAUCACCUCCCACGUGGCAGUCCGCCAUCCUAAGCAACCUCUUGAUCUUUCUAUUGGGUUCUCCGAUUUUGGUCUCUGGGCUAUCUGUCUCUGGCAUUGCAGCUGCUUUCUUGCUUGGUACUCUCACUUGGCGCGCUUUUGGGUCUUCUGGGUUUCUCUUGGUGGCCACAUACUUCGUCAUUGGCACGGCAGUCACAAAGGUGAGAAUGGCACAAAAGGAGGCUGAGGGUGUAGCUGAGAAGAGGAAAGGACGGAGAGGCCCAGGAAGUGUUAUUGGAUCCAGUGCUGCUGGUUGUAUUUGUGCUUUUCUUGCAAUAUUUGGAGCAGGAGGAAUUGGAUAUUCUCGGCUUUGGCAACUUGGGUUUGUUGCCAGCUUCUGUACUAAGUUGAGUGAUACUGUCUCAAGUGAGAUAGGAAAGGCAUAUGGCAAAACAACGUACUUAGUUACAACAUUGAAGGUAGUUCCAAGGGGAACAGAGGGGGCUGUAAGUGUCGAGGGAACCUUUGCCGGACUUUUGGCCGCUAUACUUCUUGCAUUUGUGGGUUGUCUCAUGGGUGAGAUAACUGCCCCUGAAGCAAUUAUAUGCGUAAUAGCUUCCCAAAUAGCUAAUUUUGGUGAGAGCAUUAUAGGUGCUGCUCUUCAAGACAAGGAAGGAUUUCGAUGGCUCUAUGUGCUUCUUACACGCCGUCUAUGCUCUGUUUUACAGCUCAACAAUGAUGCUGUGAACGUCAUAAACAUAUCCAUGGGCAGCAUUUUAGCAGUCUUCAUGCAGCAGGCUUUACUCCAGAACUUGCGUAUGUAA